Messenger RNA from Oncorhynchus keta (chum salmon), 3743 nucleotides. RefSeq names its product bone morphogenetic protein 8B-like. Bases 1108 to 2556 code for a protein of 482 amino acids. Gene Ontology annotation, molecular function: growth factor activity; cytokine activity. NCBI's taxonomy places the organism in Eukaryota, Metazoa, Chordata, Actinopteri, Salmoniformes, Salmonidae. The transcript is spliced from 7 exons. Gene Ontology annotation, cellular component: extracellular region. The record is from RefSeq and is a predicted model, not a curated record. Gene Ontology annotation, biological process: SMAD protein signal transduction.
GGGACACUCCCUCUUGGUUAUGGACAACUCGAGCAGUGUUGAAGCACCCUUACAUGAGGUAAACUCUCAAAGGGCACAUUACAGUACGCUGACAAACAUACUGGCAUUGUUCUCCACUUGAAACAGGUGGUUUAGGGGAUUUGGGGAGGAAUACAAAAGGAUAAUACAAAAGCAAGGAAUAAAAGACAAAUUAUUCAACGUGCCAAGAAUUUUAAGUUGGCGCUCCACACAGUUUGAGGAAGACAUCUGGAAACAUCUGGAGUUAGACACAAGUGGGCCAAACAAACAAACAAAGAAUGUUUGAUGGAUUAAAAAGUGCCCCAGAAUUGUGGAUUAAAGAAUGAAAGAUUGAGAGGUGGACUGCAGAUCAUUUUUCCACUGAGGAUCUUGUUCCUUGCGUGGGAUCAGGUUGUUUGCCAGCCGACUUUGAGGCACGGCAGGUGUGGUGUUUUCUUCCCUCAUCCUUCUGAAGACCGAUUAGACUGAAAACAGGUCUGAUUAUUUGGUUCUCUUCUCAAAUUUCAAUGACUACCAACCCUGUCCUUUAACUUAACCACUGUCAACCUCCUUCAAAUGUACUUCUUUAAAGGGAGCCAUUUCUAAGACCAACUGUUUGUUUUUCAUCAGGACAUAAAAAAAAGUUGUAAUUAUACCCUCGCUUUAAUUUUUGUAUUCUGCUGUGUGUCGCAUGAGUAGAGUCGUGUUAUGGUAGAAGAGAGAAGACACGCGGUGGUUGUUAGACUAAAGUAGUAGAAAAGGCAGAGGGAAGGAAGAAGAGGGGAGAUAAACAGAGGGAAUUAAAGAGUAAACCUCUCUGUGUCUACCGUUGAUCUAAACAGCUCCCGUCACAAAUCACAGCGGUGCCUUUUGUUAGUGACGGAUCUGUGAUACUCGUAAGACAGUUUGGCCUACACAGACAGACGGUACAUGCAGAUAGUCUGAGACAUACAGUAACAGUCCCUGUGUGGUGUGUCAGUGCUCUGCAACACACACCAAAGUACAAUCUGCUCUUGUGUGGAUUGAAGGCCAAAAGAACAUAGACCAACCAAAGACUUGUAAGUUAGAAAAAAAUAUAUAUAAAAGCACCCGGGUAGAACUUCUUCCACGAUGUCAUCAGACACCUUGAAAGAUCUCUCCCAAACCACGGAGAGCUUGGACAGACCGGACGCCUCCAGAACGUACAUCUACACCCACGCCUGCCCAUGCACGGGAAGAAGACGCAUCCGUGGCAACAACAACAGCACCUACAGACACCCUCUCCAUCUCCCGCUCUUCCCUGUGGCUCUCAUCCUCGUCCCUUUGCUGCUCUGUCUCUGGGGCCACCAGGCCCAAGGAGUCGUCCACUCCAGCUUCCGCCGCCUCAGCAGCCGAGAGAAGAAAGAGAUGCAGAGGGAGAUCCUGUCCAUCCUGGGUCUACCGGGCCGGCCCAGACCCCAUCCUCCCCUCCGACCGCCCUCCUCAGCCCCCCUCUUCAUGCUCGACCUGUACCACGCUGUGUCGGCCGAGGGGGAUGAGGGAAACGGAAUAGGGAAUGAGGUAGGGGGACUGGGGUUCGGCGGUCUGGAUGGGUUGACGGGCCACGUCAGUCAUGCCGCACUGCCCACUCUCAGCACACACACUCCGCCACUGGGUACGGUGGUCAGCGAGGCCGAUACGGUCAUGAGCUUCGUUAAUCUGGUGGAGCAGGAGCGGGACCUGCUGCAGCCACGGCCGUACUGGAAGGAGUUCCGUUUUGACCUGACGCCCCUCCCCCAGGGGGAGACGGUCACGGCUGCAGAGUUCCGCAUUUAUAAGACCCUGACCAUGGGCCAGAGGGCCAACAGGACCCUGCACAUCUCCGUCUACGAGAUCCAACGGGAGAACAAACACAGAGAGCCAGAGCUGGUGCUGCUGGACAUGCAGUCAGUGCCCGCGGGGCAGGAGGGCUGGCUGGCUUUUGACGUGACCUCUGCCAGCAACCGUUGGCUCCUGCACCCCCGCAGCAACCUGGGCAUUCGUCUCUAUGUGGAGACAGAGGAGGACCGGUCCUUGUCAGCUGGGUGGGUAGGAUUGGUGGGUCGAAGGGGCCCCCGCUCCAAACAGCCCUUCAUGGUGACCUUCUUCAGAGCCAGCCAGGUCCCCUGUCGCCCCCCACGCGCCCUGAAACCCAACCCCCGCAAGAGGAAGCCCAAAUAUGACCUGCCCCUUCCCAGUAUACAUGGUGAGGUCCUACAAGAUCACAGCCACGUCAACAGUGGACGUCAGGCUUGUAAGAGACAUGAAUUAUAUGUGAGCUUUAGUGACCUAGGCUGGAAGGACUGGGUCCUGGCUCCUAGUGGUUACUCUGCCUUCUACUGUGAUGGAGAAUGCCUAUACCCUCUGGGUUCCUGCAUGAACGCCACCAACCACGCUAUGAUUCAACUAGUGGUUCACCUUUUGAAGCCGGAUGAGGUUCCCAAAGCGUGCUGCGCACCCACCAAGCUCAGUCCCAUCUCUGUACUCUUCUACGACGACAACAACAAUGUGAUCCUAAAGAAGCAUCGCAACAUGGUGGUCAAGACCUGUGGAUGCCUGUAACAUCUGUGGUGGCCCAUCUAUUCUACAUCAUUUUAAUAAACUUCACUACCAUUGUUCCAAAAGAUACAAACAGGGUUGAUUGCAAUAAUCUGGCAAUAUGCGGAAAAAUAGUAUGUAUCUACACUGAACAUAAAUAUAAACUCAACAUGCUACAAUUUCAACGAUUUUACUGAGUUAUAGUUCAUAUAAGGAAAUCAGUCAAUUAAAAUAUGUUCUUUGGGCCCUAAUCUAUGGAUUUCACAUGACUGUGCAUCUGUUGGUAACAGAUACCUUUUUAAAUGAAGAUAGGAGCGUGGAUCAGAGAACCAGUCAGUAUCUGGUGUGACCACCAUUUGCGUCAUGCAGCGGGACACAUUUAAUUUAAUGUUUUUGUUAUUUUUUAUUUAACUAGCCAAGUCAUUUAAGAACAAAUUCUUAUUUACAAUGUCGGCCUACCCCGGCCAAUCCCGACGUUGCUGGGCCAAUUGUGCACCGCCCUAUGGGACUCCCAAUCAUGACCCGAUAUCAUGCAGCCUGGAUUCCAACCAGGGACUGCAGUGAUGCCUCUUGCACUGAGAUGCAGUAACUUAGACCGCUGCGCCAUUCGGGAGCCCACAUCUCCCUAGCAUAGUUGAUCAUGCUGUUGUUUGAGGCCUGUGGAAUGUUGUCCCACUCGUCUUCGAUGGUUUUUAAAAGUUGCGGGAACUGGAACGCGCUGUCGUGCACGUCGAUCCAGAGCAUCCCAAACAUGCUUGUGAGUAUGCAGAACACGGAAGAUUUGGCACAUUUUCAGCACCCAGGAAUUGUGUACAGAUCCUUGCGAAAUGGGACCGCGCAUUAACAUGCUGAAAUAUGAGGUGAUGGCAGAGGAUUACUGGUACAGCAAUGGGCCUCAGGAUCUCAUAGAGGUAUCUCUGUGCAUUCAAAUUGCCAUCGAUAAAAUGCAAUUGUUCGUUGUCCGUAGCUUAUGCCUGCCUAUACCGUAACCCCAGUGCCACCAUGGGGCACUCUGUUCACAACAUUGUCAUCAGCAAACCGCUCGCCCACGCGACGCGGGAUUGAUCCUUAAAAGAGCACACUUCUUCAUUUACAUUACAUUUAAGUCAUUUAGCAGACGCUCUUAUCCAGAGCGACUUAUAAAUUGGUGCAUUCACCUUAUGACAUCCAGUGGAACAGCCACUUUACAAUAGUGCAUCUAAAUCUUUUAA